UUAUUUUAUAGUUGCCUUAAUCUCGUUCAAACAAGCGUUUGAAAGAAUGAGUUGGAAUAGGUGUUAUUAUAAAGUUGUUAUCAACAUUGAAUAUAAACUAUUUCACUAGGAAAGUAUGUGAUCGAUACGGAUACAUAUUCUCUACUGCAUUAGUGCUUCUUAUCGAUUAUUUAAAAUUAUUCCUGUUGAAAGAAGUCAGAGUAUGUGAUCGAUCGCUGUUGAUCUACUGGUGCCAUUGGCGGAUGAAACAGUGAAACAGUCUAAAGAACAAGGUAAAUUUCCAGGAAAAAAAUGACAAAGGAUGGAAAAUGUGCUGCUACUAUUCGUAGGCGUAAAAUGAAACAUGGACCAGAUGAGCUUGACCAGGCUAGAAACACAAAUAAACUCAACACCUCUAACCUCCCUGAGGAUGAACAAAUAUACAAUAAGGAAGAAGAGGAGGGAUAUUUAUUUGAUGAUGAAAUACUUGGACCAUCUAUCAUUAAAACAAUCAUGUCAUCUGAAAGAAAACUUUUUAGUGGCUUGAUAGCCCUGCGAAUUGUAAAUGCACUUUUUAUCCAGACAUCAUAUGUACCAGAUGAAUACUGGCAGUCUUUAGAAGUAUCACACAACAUUGUUUUUGGUUAUGGAUACUUAACAUGGGAAUGGGUGCACGGUUUACGUGCUUAUUUAUAUCCAUCAAUGUUUGCCAUUUUAUACAAAUUUCUAGCCAUAUUUGGUCUGGAUCACAGACUGCUAUUGAUAAAGUUACCAAGAGUCCUACAGGGUAUUUUUGCAGCAUGGGGUGAUUUGUACUUGUAUAAACUGAGCUGGAAGCUGGCAGACCGAGCGACCGCUCAGUGGACGUUAUUCUGUCAGAUUACCUCCUGGUUUACUCUUUACUGCUGCACCAGGACGCUCACAAAUUCUAUGGAAUCUGUUUUAGUGACAGUUGCUCUAUACUACUUUCCAUGGCCUAAUAUAAGAAGUGGUACCCAUGGGAAGAAGUCCAGCACCUGGAAGUUUGUGAGUCUGGCUGUCUUGUCUGUGUUGAUCAGACCCACUGCUGCUAUAACCUGGGUCCUAAUGUGCUCCUGGCACGUACAGCUGAAUGCAGCGAAACUGUGGAAGACAAUCAGGGUUUAUCUCCAGUAUGGAUCAGUUCUCCUAUUAAUUAGUGUACUGGUGGACAGGAUUUUCUAUGGGGAGUGGAUCUUAGUUCAGUACAAUUUUCUGGAAUUUAAUGUACUCCACGGUGGAUCGGCCUUCUAUGGCAGCCAUCCCUGGCACUGGUACAUCACACAGGGCUAUCCUGUUGUCAUGGCAACACAUCUUAUACCAUUUUUGAUUGGUGGAUGGUACUCCAAACACAAAGUACUGCUGAUGUUGAUCAUAUGGAAUAUAUUUAUUUACAGUUUCCUUGCUCACAAGGAAUUCAGAUUUUUGCUUCAAAUUCUACCUGUAUCUAUGCACUACUGCGGUGUCUUUUUCCAAACCUUGUGCAAGAAACCAAGUCUAAAGAAAAAGAAGCACAAAUCUGCAAAGACGUCUGAGAGCAAUCAAAAAGCAGGCAGCAAAGGAAGCACAGAAAAUGACCAAAAUCAGACUUCAGCAGAUUCUGAGGAAUCUAGAACAGAAAAUACAACAGAAAAUAUCGAGACUCGAGACAUUCUAGGGAAUGUAGAAAGUUCAUCAAAAGUUCCAGUCAGUGCAGAAGAUGCACAGGUUGCACAGGAAAUGACACACAAAAGCAACCUGCUGAAAGCCUGGAUCCUUGUGAUGGUUUUUCUACUCAUUAAUAUUCCAGCAACCGUUUACUUUGGUCUCAUUCACCAGAGAGGGACAGUGGUUGUCAUGAAAUUUCUGUAUGACGAGAGCUUUGAAAAAAAUAUGGAUGUUUUGUUUCUCAUGCCAUGUCACUCUACGCCUUAUUACAGUUACCUACACAGAAACAUCUCUAUGAGGUUCCUGACCUGCGAACCUAACCUCUCUAAGAAGGAACACUAUAUAGACGAGGCAGAUGAUUUCUACAAUGAUCCUCUGUACUGGCUAAAGAAACAGUACCACUUCCAGAGGAAACCCCCACCUAGUCAUAUUGUAUACUUUGAUAGACUGAAGCCGGAGAUUUCGGAGUUUCUGACUCAGACAGGGUACAAUCAUUGCGGAACUUUUUUUCACACUCAUCUCCCCGAGGGGAGAGUAGGACACAAUGUGCUUGUUAGCUGUAGGUGAUAUACAGUGUUAUAUUAAAAAUUAUUUUGUGAUAUUUUUUAUAGAAAGGCUUUUUUCCUUAUUUUUAUUUUUAAUUUCUUAUCAAUAUUAGAUGAAAAGAAUUUUAGUAGCACAUAAA
Molecule: messenger RNA, 2329 nt
Organism: Saccostrea cuccullata (small rock oyster)
Lineage: Eukaryota; Metazoa; Mollusca; Bivalvia; Ostreida; Ostreidae
Product: GPI mannosyltransferase 3-like
Exons: 8
Coding region: 292-2211 (639 amino acids)
Biological process (GO): GPI anchor biosynthetic process
Cellular component (GO): endoplasmic reticulum membrane
Molecular function (GO): alpha-1,2-mannosyltransferase activity
Source: RefSeq, a predicted model, not a curated record